This is a messenger RNA of Pecten maximus, 2307 nucleotides long. RefSeq lists its product as uncharacterized. The coding region runs from base 7 to 2307 and encodes 766 amino acids. NCBI's taxonomy places the organism in Eukaryota, Metazoa, Mollusca, Bivalvia, Pectinida, Pectinidae. The record is from RefSeq and is a predicted model, not a curated record. The transcript has 2 exons.
UGUGAAAUGGCGAGCAGACCAAUUCGUGCCAAAAAAGUGGACUACAAAGCGCUUCAUGAAGGAGCAAGCUUGGCUCAGUCUGAACAUUCAGUAACUUCAGAUAAUGAACUAUCAGGUUUAGAUUACGACGAGGAAAGCUGUGCGGAAGCGAACGCGUCCGGCAAAGAUUCAUUAUCAACUUCCGGGGACAACUCAAGCGAUAGUGAGAAGGAAGAGUCGGCCGAGGAAUUCGAAACUUGCGGUGAUGAGGAACAGAAUGACGAAGAUGUAGACGUCCGCGAGGCAACUCAGGAGAUAGCCGCGCUUCGAAAGCAGAUCCGAUUUGAAAAGAAGCGACGCGCGCUAGAGGCCAAGCAACGAGAAAUUGCUCAAUUGAAAAAGGAGUUGGCUAACAUUUGCAUCACUCGAGGGUCGCGUUCGGGGGAUCCGGAACAGAACAACGACCGUGACGAAACGAGGAAAGGUCCCAAACCCAAGAGAGACAGUAAAAGACAAAAAGGCCAUGCUAAAAAGACAGUUAAAGAUAAUGAGGAGCUCAUAAAGAAGCCAGGUACAGUAAAACAGGAGUCUAACGGAAAUAUAAUUGAGCAGCAUCGCCUAAUCCAGGAGUCAGGUAAGUGCAAUUUUGAAGGCUGUCGGUUUCCUGCUAAAUCAGCUCUGAAUAUAGAUUAUUUUAGAGCCAUGUUAACUGACUACAAGGACCGGGAAAUUUGUGAUCUGUUAGAAUUUGGUUUCCCGUUAGGUUUUCAGGAAGAUCUUGUUACUCCGGUAAGUAUCAAACAAACAGAGGGAAGUGAACCGGUUUGUACCAAUCAGUUUGAAUUUGGAUCUCAGGAAUUCGUAGCCAAUCAUAAGGGGGCCAAAGUAUACCCAAAGCAGAUGGAUGAGUAUUUGGAAAGGGAAUUAGAGGCAGAGGCAGUUAUAGGUCCUUUUGACAUUAAUCCACUUAGGACUCCCAUUAAGCUGUCUCCUUUAAAUUCUGUACCUAAAAGAGAUUCUGUAGAAAGAAGGGUGAUACUUGAUCUCAGUCUCCCCAAGGGUAAGUCAGUGAAUUCCCACAUUCCAAAGGAUUCUUAUUUAGGUAAGCCCAUCAAUCUCACUUAUCCUAGAGUGGAUGAUCUGGUGGAUCUGAUCAAAGAUAAAGGUAAGGGUUGUCACAUGUUCAAAAGAGACCUUAAACGUGCAUACAGGCAAAUUCCUAUAGAUCCCGGAGAUAUCCACCUAGUGGGUUAUAUGUGGAGCGGAAAAAUAUAUCUUGAUAGGGUGUUAUCCAUGGGCCUUAGAUCGGCUGCCUACAUUUGUCAGAGAGUUACCUCGACAGUGUCCUUUAUUUGUCUCCAGGCAGGAUAUUUCAUCUUAAAUUACUUAGAUGAUUUCGCAGGUGCGGAGACGAAGGCUAAAAGCCAGAACGCCUUUGAAUUUUUAGGGGCAGUUCUGCAGAAUGGUGGUCUAGUUGAAUCCCAGUCAAAAGCUGUUCCUCCUUCUACUAGGAUGGUAUUUCUAGGAGUUCUCUUUGACACAGAGUCUCUGACUUUAGAGGUACCCCCUUUUAGACUACAGGAAAUAACAGAUCUUGUAGUGGUAUGGUUAGAAAAGGAUCAGGCCACCUUACAACAGUUGCAGUCACUGCUAGGUAAGUUGAUGUUUGUAGCAAGUUGUGUUCGACAGAGCCGUAUUUUCAUAAGUAGACUCCUUAACUGGCUCCGUGAUAAUACAGGAUCUGAAGCAUCUCUCAUAGUUCCCUUAGCAGUUAGGAAAGACCUCCUCUGGUGGAAGGAAUUUCUGUCUUUAUACAAUGGGGUAUCCAUGAUGAGUUUGGAGGAAUGGUCGGCGCCAGAUGGUGAGUUUUCAUCAGAUGCUUGUUUAUCAGGCUGUGGUGGUUUUUGCAAAGGGCAAAGUUUUCAUGUGGUCUUCCCAGAGUUCAUCCGUGUACAGGACCUCAGUAUAAAUUGUCUAGAACUACUAACCAUAGUGGUAAGUGUCAAGUUAUGGGGGGCUUUGUUCAGGGGUAAAAAGAUUGUCAUCAACUGUGAUAACAGUGCUUCGGUGGCAGUCAUAAACUCUGGUAGAUCUAGGGUGGCCUUUAUGCAGGGUUGCUUACGUGAAAUAUGUUUUCAUGCUGCCAUCCACGAGUUUGAGCUGAGAGCCCGACAUAUUGAAGGUGAGCUAAACAGAAUUCCAGAUCAUUUGUCGAGAUGGCAUUUGGAUCCCUCUCAAGAAGGCAUGUUUCACGAGCUAACCAGAGGGAUGGAAGUCACAUUUCACCCGAUAGAAGAGGAGAUCUUCAAAUUCUCCCAUAGGUGGUAG